AUGUCGUUCUCGACACCGGACGAGGGUCAUCAGUCGCGGGUCCCGUUAGCCGGGCGAAUGAUCGACAGUCCAUCUUCGGAGCUGGAAAUCCAUUUCCCUGCGCAGCUUGGGUUCCGAACCCCGGGACCUAUUGCCACCCCAAUAGGUCCAGCCAAUGCGUUCCAGCCAGCAACUUGGUUACAGCUCCUUGAACAAAACCGGGUUAGUUUUUCGAAUGACCCUUCGCAGAAUGCCCUUUCACACCGCCAAACGACCAGCUCCAAUACCAUCAUUGCAACAAUUGUUGGUCGACGCGAUAUUGCAACUUUUCGAGACACAGUGUGCAGCUACCUUCGUCUCACGUCGGGGUUGUGGACUGAGUUAUACAAACCUCGUGAAUACUCAACUGCUCAUCACCUCCUGACUCGUUACCUCUGCCAGCAGUACGGCAGACUCCCUUCUGACUUGUGGCGCUUGAUCAAUGAGCUGAGAGAUCAGUUUGAUUUCGAGCAGUCGCGCUAUGAGUGUAUCGACAUCAUAUCCUCGAUCCCGACGCCACCGGACCCGUUUGCCCAGAGUUUGGCACCUUCCGGGAGCGAAGGGUUGGAUUUGAGGGAGUCUUAUGGGUGGACAACUCUUCGCCCCGUCGAAGCAGGCAGUUCUAGUGCAACCCAAAUGUCAAGCCCAGGCCCUGGCCAAGACAGUCAAACAAGAUCCACAACACCUGUAUCUGUGGUCAACGGCAGGAGAAGAUUCCAAAGUCCUUCCUAUUCAAGAGCGCGAGGAAGGGCGCCACGAGGAGAGAGAUAUAAAUGCCCAUAUAUGAAUUGCAGGCACGACGCGUUUCGAAAUGCUGGAAAUUUCACCAACCAUAUGCGCAGCCGCCAUGCGGAGUCAGAGUAUGGCAAUCGACAUCCGUCGGAUUUCCUGGUGCCAGACUUUUCUCCUCAACCGAGCAAUCAAGGCGACACCACGGCCUUGGGGAUUACAAAUCUGAGCGACUCACCUGUGGCGCGACGAAGAUUGUCUCAGGAGUCCGGUGCCAGUGAAGAUGGAACGGCGACCGCCAGCGAUGACCCUAUCAGAGGUGUCGGCGACAUUGCUUUCACUCCCGAAUCGGAUGCGUUCCAGUUCGACAUUGGCCAAGGAAUAUUUGAUGAAGGCUCUCCAGGGGCGUCUGUAACCAGCGGGCUGGAGCCAAGCGCCCUUCUGGAGGCCUUUAGAUUUCUUCCGACCGACCAUCGAGCACAGCACACGUUGCAGGGUGAACGCAAUCAGCGUUCUCACUACCCACCGCAUGAUGAGGUUGGAUAUGGUCAAUUCCACAUCAUCGAAGAUCGAAGAUGGGAAACAGGAAGCGGCUAG
This is a messenger RNA of Fonsecaea erecta, 1344 nucleotides long. RefSeq lists its product as hypothetical. The transcript has a single exon. The record is from RefSeq and is a predicted model, not a curated record. The coding region runs from base 1 to 1344 and encodes 447 amino acids. Lineage: Eukaryota; Fungi; Ascomycota; Eurotiomycetes; Chaetothyriales; Herpotrichiellaceae.